Heterostelium album PN500 is the source of this 1275-nucleotide messenger RNA. RefSeq names its product gamete and mating-type specific protein A. The record is from RefSeq and is a predicted model, not a curated record. The coding region runs from base 1 to 1275 and encodes 424 amino acids. The transcript has 3 exons. Gene Ontology annotation, molecular function: cysteine-type endopeptidase activity. Lineage: Eukaryota; Evosea; Eumycetozoa; Acytosteliales; Acytosteliaceae. Gene Ontology annotation, cellular component: lysosome.
AUGUCUAAAAUUGUAUUAUUAAAUUUGUUUAUAAUUAUAUUUACAUCAUUGGUUGUUGGUCAAUUUACUAAUGACGAACUACAAACGGUUAUUGCUUAUCAUAACUAUCUGAGAACCUAUCCAAGUCCACCUUCUGCGACUCCACUUACACCAUUGACCUAUGACCAAGGGAUUGCCGACAUUUUAAAUAAAACCAUGAGCACAUGUUCAGGAUGGAGUCCGAUCGCCAUGCAAGGUACCGGUUCGGAAUGGCAAUAUUGGUGGAACCCUGCGUCUGCUUUUAGUGUAGCUAGCCAAAUGGAUAUGAUUGCUGAACAAUCCUUCAACUAUGAUUGGAAUGUUCUAAAUUGUCAAGAAAAUACUGUUUGUCUUCCAUGGUUAUAUAUUGUUUGGUCAUCUGUAUCUAAAUAUGGUUGUGCAAAAGCUAUUUGCAAUGGUCAAGCCCAUAUGGGUUGUACAUAUCAGUCACAAGGUGGCUUUGAUGGAGUUGCACCAUACCAAGUAAAAGUUACUCCAACACCAACUCCUACUCAAACUCCUACUCCAACUUCAACUCCAUCAUCAACUCCAUCACAAACACCUACCCAAACACCAACACAAACACCAUCACCAUCUCCAAGUUCGACUCCUAAAUCUGAUUCUCUAACUAUCGAUUGGAGAAAUGGAUAUGUAACACCAAUUCGUAACCAAGGAAAUUGUGGAAGUUGUUGGGCAUUCGGAUCUGUAGCAGCAAUGGAAUCGAGAUAUCUCAUCAAGAAUGGAAAUUCCCAAGUAUCGACACUUGAUCUAUCGGAACAAAAUGCAGUAAGUUGUCUUCCCAACGGUUGCGAGGGUGGCUGGAUUAAUAAGGUAUUCGACGCAUUCCAAUCGCCAGGUAUCGCCUAUGAAUCUGACAACCCAUACUUGGCUGAAGACGGUCAGCCAUGUAGUUACACCUCACCCAACAACCAUCCUAGAUUCUUCUUCAACGGCUACGGUAGUACCUCCAAUUCCAAAGAUGAACUGAUCAAUGAGCUUCAGAACGGACCGGUAACUGUUGGUCUUUGGGUCGAUGAUAGUUUCCAACUGUACUCCUCUGGUAUCUUUACAUGUAGUCAAGUGUACACUACGACCAACCACGUUGUUUUGGUCGUCGGUUACAAUCAAGAGCAAGACUACUAUAUCAUUAAGAAUUCUUGGAGUACUCAAUGGGGCAAUUCGGGGUAUAUGUAUUUAAGUGCCGCUAACGAUAACUGCUGCAUGCUUACCUAUGGUGGAUACUAUCCAACAUUCUAA